This is a messenger RNA of Clupea harengus (Atlantic herring), 1745 nucleotides long. RefSeq names its product thymocyte nuclear protein 1 (gene thyn1). The record is from RefSeq and is a predicted model, not a curated record. Lineage: Eukaryota; Metazoa; Chordata; Actinopteri; Clupeiformes; Clupeidae. Gene Ontology annotation, cellular component: nucleus.
ACGCCAGGAAAAAAGCGCGUGAUUACACAUCUACGGGAAUAACACUACAAUAAGCUUCGAAGUCUUAUUUCGGUGUUCUCUGAAGUAUUUGUCUUAUAUUCACUAUUACGCUACACGCACGCUGACGGAAGCAUCCCAUGGAUGAUCAUAACAUUGCGUAACCUAUCAAACUAGGCGCGGGAAAAGCGGGUCAGUAGUCUACACAGGACCGAUCACCUUUAUACCGCUAACCGGCUUUGCAUUCCUGACGGCCUGCAUCAAACAAGACGGAGCGAUCCUGUAUUUCGGGCCGGCUGACCACUAAUCAUUGACAUCAAAAACAUGCCCCCAAGAAAGAGGGCACGUGGCCCUAGAAAUACCACCAAAACUGUCCAGGCUGACUCCGGCAGUGAAGACAACACUCCCGAAACAGCGACUCGGAGUACAGGCAAGCGGAAAACAGCACACUCGGGCAAGUCCAGAGGGAAAGAAGCGAGCAAGGCGAAAGAUUCCCCCAGCAAAGCAUCCUACAGUCAUUGGCUGAUGAAGUCUGAACCCGAGAGCAGAUUUCAGAACGGAAUCGAUAUGAAGUUUGGAAUCGAAGAUCUUAAGGCCCUCCCCAAUCAGACCGACUGCUGGGAUGGAGUCCGAAACUACCAGGCUCGUAACUUCAUGCGGGACAUGAAGGUCGGUCACCAGGCGUUCUUCUACCACAGCAACUGCAAGGAGCCCGGGGUUGCGGGACUCAUGAAGAUUGUCAAGGAGGCGUAUGUGGAUCACACCCAGUUUGACAAGAAAGAUGUGCACUAUGAUGCUUCCAGUAAGCCGGACAAUCCCAAAUGGAGCAUGGUCGACGUGCAGUACGAGCGGACGCUGACGCGCUACGUGUCCCUGGCGGAGCUGAAGAAGCUGCACCUGGAGCACAAGGCCAAGGGCGGCCCCCUGAGGGACAUGGCUCUCUUCACCAGGGCCAGGCUCUCAGUGCAGCCUCUCACUGCAGAGGAAUUCAAUUUUGUCUUGAGUAUGGAAGACAAAGAACCGUUAUGAGGUCUAUGCCACCACUCAACAACAGAGAGAAACCAGUCACAUUCUGUAAACUAAGAUCAUUCAGUUCAGAUUAUUUUUGAUAUUAUAUUGAUAUUGUUUUAUAGUUCCUAAAGCCUUCUAUAGUUAGCCAGGUGUUCACUGGACCUUAGCGUCUGCGUCUGUCUCGCUGGCACUCCGUGUUCAAAGAGACGCAGAGGGAGACAGGCUUUGAGUUGACAGAUUAGAAGUUUAUUUGACCAGAGGGCUCCUCCGGCCUCCACACAGACAGGGGGCAGCAGAGCCUCACUGCGGCAAGAGACAACACACUCACAGAGUCGUGUUACACUCCCACACACACACACAGAAGAGCAAGAGGUUAUAUAUAUAUGAGUAAUUUCAGAAGUGUUCUCUCAUACACACACACACACACACACACACACAUUACUACCAGGUGACUUAUCCUACCUCCAGUCGGAGUCGACUGGUCUAGAUUCUUUGUUAAUUCUUAAGACUGGACACAUGUACACAUAAUUCGUAUUAGAAUACUGUCAACAGUAAUCAGUAAGGUACGUACGAGCGAGAGAGCCUCCUCUGUGCUUUCAGUAUAUGUGUAUGGUAAUAAAAGUGUAAAUGCCUUACAAAAACAAGCGCAUCGAGCAGUGGAAGCCUCACGAUUGAUUGCUUUUGUCUUUUGUGUUUUUUUUUUUUUUUUUUUGGCUACUUGCUCUUGAAGACAACCC